CUAAUUUGGAAAUUCCUGAAACCCCACUUUGCGUCUCUGUGAAACAGUGAGAGGGAGAGAGAAUUUGAGGUCUCUGUAUGUGUAUCAGUAUGUAGGUUCAAUUCAAUUCAAACAGUAUUCGAAGCAGAGAGAGAGAGAGAGAGAGAGAUGAGCAGUACGCAGGUGGCGCACUCGCUGGCCUUCAGGGUAAUGAGGCUAUGCAGACCUUCAUUCCACGUGGAAACACCUCUCCGUUUCGACCCCUGCGAUCUGAUCGGCGGCGAAGAUCUCUUCGACGACCCCAUGGCGGCGUCUCACUUCCCUGCGCUCCUCUCGAAGCACUCCCCCAAAUUCAGCGACUCCGAUCUCUCCUACCGCUCCCGAUUCCUCCUCCACGACCCCUCCGACGCCCUCGGCCUCCCCGGCCUCCUCGUCCUCCCCCAAGCCUUCGGUGCCAUAUAUCUGGGAGAGACGUUUUGUAGCUACAUCAGCAUCAACAACAGUUCCACUUUUGAAGCCAGGGAGGUCAUAAUUAAGGCAGAAAUUCAAACGGAAAGGCAGAGAAUAUUGCUUUUGGAUACAUCAAAAUCACCUGUUGAAUCAAUACGUGCAGGAGGCCGUUAUGAUUUUAUUGUGGAACAUGAUGUGAAAGAACUUGGUGCACACACGCUUGUCUGCACUGCAUUGUACAAUGAUGGGGAUGGUGAACGUAAAUAUCUUCCGCAAUUCUUCAAGUUCAUAGUUGCAAACCCACUUUCAGUUAGGACAAAGGUCCGCGCUGUCAAGUUGCAUCCCCUUCCAUAUCAGGAAACUACAUUUUUGGAGGCUUGCAUUGAAAAUCAUACAAAAUCAAAUCUUUAUAUGGACCAAGUUGACUUCGAACCAGCUCAGUAUUGGAGUGCAACAAUUCUUACAGCUGAUGAUCACCAAUCAGAGAAAAGUGAUUCAACAAGAGAGAUAUUCAAGCCACCCGUUCUCAUCAGAUCUGGGGGAGGAAUUCACAAUUAUCUUUUUCAGUUGAGAUCAUCCUCACAGUCUGCUCAAACAAAAGUUGAGGGAAGUAAUAUCCUUGGAAAACUUCAAAUAACAUGGCGUACAAAUUUGGGUGAACCAGGGCGCCUGCAGACGCAGCAGAUUCUUGGCAGUCCCAUCACACGCAAGGAAAUUGAGUUACAGCCAGUGAAGGUACCUUCAGUUAUCAUCUUGGAAAAACCCUUUUUGGUACACUUGACUCUCACAAAUCAGACGGAUAGGAUACUGGGCCCUUUUGAGGUCUGGUUAUCACAAAGUGAUUUAGCUGAUGAGAAAGUUGUUAUGAUCAAUGGCCUUCAGACAUUGGCUUUACCACAGGUGGAAGCAUUGAGCUCUACAAAUUUCCAGCUGAACCUAAUUGCUACAAAACUUGGGGUUCAGAAAGUCACUGGGAUAACAGUGUUUGACACAAGAGAGAAGAGAACAUAUGACUCUUUGUCAGAUUUGGAGAUAUUUGUUGAUUCAGAUUAAUUCAAGUAGUCUGACUUGAUCCACUGCGGAGGCUGAUUUAUUUCCAAUUUUUGAUGAGGAUUGAUCCUUCCAAUGAGCAACAGAUGCCAUAUUGUUGCUUUUUCAUUGAACUUUCAGUCAAACAAAGCAGUUCGGGACCAGAUUCGCUUCAAAUUGUCUCGUGUAAUGUUGUUUUCAUAGAUUGGUGCUAUUGUUAGACUUGCCACUAUGCUUCUGAAGAACAGUCUCUCUGUCCCCAUCAAGGCAAGCUCUUAUGGAGUUCUUUUAUUUUUUUUUGGUGUGUGUGUGUGUAUGUGUUGAAAUUAUUCACUGUUCCAUUAACUUAUAGGAUCAAAUGUAGUUUGUACAUUGAAUGGGGAUAAAUGAUAUUGAUUUUUCCGACUUCCUUCACAGUGCAAGGAAAUCGAUAACUUCCACACAGAAAUUUACAUGUAGUUUUUUUAAAUAUUAUUUAUGCCAAUUUUUGAGAUUCCCUGUUGGAA
Molecule: messenger RNA, 1964 nt
Organism: Camellia sinensis
Lineage: Eukaryota; Viridiplantae; Streptophyta; Magnoliopsida; Ericales; Theaceae
Source: RefSeq, a predicted model, not a curated record